GGCUAUGGCAUUGGUGCAGUCCUCGAGCAACAUGAUGGGGUGGACUGGCAUCCAGUCGAGUACUUCAGCAAGAAAGUGCCCGUCGUGCAUUCCAUUGACGAUGCACGCAAGAAGGAGCUCCUCGCCUUCGUCCACGCGCUCAAGCGGUGGCGGCACUUCCUCCUUGGUCGAAGCCAACAAUCCGUUGGUCUUUUACAAGACCCAAGACACCGUCAACAGCACCAUCGCUCGAUGGAUGGCUUUCAUCGACCAGUUCGACUUCUUUCCCGAUCACAUUCCCGGAAAGUCGAACUGUUUUGUGGAUGCUCUUUCACGGCGAUGUACCGCUGUCUACUCAACCUUCGAGAUCGACGAUGACUCGCGGAACAACUUUAUCCGCGGCUACCAAGCCGACCCCGAUUUUCGUGACAAGUACGCAAAUUGCUCCUCUCCUAAUCCGGUGCCUUCUCACUACCGGAUCCAAGAGGGGUACUUGCUUGUCCACACGAGGGGGAAGGACCUCCUUUGCUCACCGAGUGAUCCUCACUUGCGUACACGGCUUCUUGGCGAGUUCCACGAUGCUCCCGCCAUCGGACACUUUGGAGUCAAUCGCACGAUUGGUCGACUUCGUGAGCGAUUUUGGUGGCCCGGCCUUCUCGGCGACGUCACGCGCUAUUGCGAGUCAUGCGAGGUUUGCCGAUGCUACAAAUCCCGCAACCAUCGUCCGUACGGCGAGUUACGACCAUUAUCGGUCCUGUUGAGGCGAAGGGAAGCGAUUGCCAUGGACAUUACCGGCCCGUUCCCCAAGCACAAGACCGGAAUGGAUGGGAUUCUCACGGUGGUCGACCGACUCACCAAGUUCGCCAUGUUUUUGCCUUGUCGCUAUCAUGCCAAGGCACCGCAGUUGGUCGAGGUUCUCUACGCCGGUUGGAUUCGAACCAAGGGUUACCCCAAGGAAAUCGUCUGCGACCGCGACACCCGGUUCAUGUCUGAUUUUUGGUUGGUGCUCAUCCAGCGAUGGGGCUCAUCUCUCAAGCCCAGUUCAACUCGCCACCCUCAGACCGAUGGCCAGACGGAGAGGGCGCACCAGACCGCACAGGUUCUCCUUCGCACUCUCAUUCGUCCUGACCAGAAGGACUGGGUUGAGCGGCUGCCGGAUGUCGAGUUGGCCUACAACUCUUCCAUCCACCCAGCUAUCGGGAUAUAUCCUUUCGAGUUCGAGCACGGCUCGCCGGUCACUUCACAGUUGGACACUAUUACUCCACGGACGGCCGAGAGCGACGACCAUCGUCUUUUCUUGCGUCGGAUGCAAGAGCUUCUUGUCAAGGCACGCGACCAGAUGGCUAAGACGCAGCAGCGCAUGAGCCAGCAGGCAAAUCGUCAGCGUCUUCCUUGCCCAUUCCGUGCCAGCGGCCUCGUACGCCAGCUGGAACAGCAGCCCACAACAGCCACCCCCGCUGGAGCCUCCAACUUGACGGACCGCGUCAACGUCUUGGAAAUUGACGUCGAGACUCUCAAGGACGGCGCUCUAGCGACAAAUCAGCGGAUUGACCAGCAGAUUUGUGUCGCCUCAGCCAGUCCGACCGCGACUACUCGCGAGAGCAUCCCAAAGUUUGACGGCCUGCUGAUCUGCUGCGAUGCAACGACGACAGACCCGAUCCCAUGGUGGCGCCAGUUCGAGUUGAAGUUGGACAUUCACCACGUCAUCAACCCAAACCGGCACGCAUACUUAUACUCCCGCUCAGGGGGCGCGUGUCAGGCAUGGCUGGAUAACAUGUUGUCCACGCACAACGUCGCAGUCUCCGAGCUGCAUACGAAGAUCAGCUGGGCUGAUCUCAAGGCAGCAUGGCAUAAGCGGUUCCAAGUGGAGCCGCCUGAGCUUCAGGCAACCGAAAAACUGCAAUGGUUCUAUCAGAACGACCUACCAAGCACGGACUGGAUAACCGAGUACCAACGCUUGGCAUCCACGCCCAACUUGCCGUCGACAUUUGUCGCUAUCAAGCACUUCUUCAUCAGGAGGAGUUGUCCGGCGUGGCAGAACGCCUUGACGCAAGUUGCGGAGACGCUCACCACAAGUGAGCAGCUUUUUGAUAAAGCCUCGCAGAUCAUCGUGACGAACAUCGAAGCCAAGAAUUUGGGUCAUUCGUCUGCUGUGGGCCAAGGCAGAGCGGCAAUGACCAACGAGUUCCGUGCAAUGUUGGACCGGUUCGUACUAGUCUACUUAGACGACAUUCCCGUCUAUAGCCGGACAUUGGAGGAUCAUCUUGAGCACCUUCGACGAGUGUUGGAGACGAUCCGCCGCGCCAAGUACAAAGCCAACCGCGACAAGCGCGAAUUUUUCCGGCAAGAGCUGGAAUACUUGGGCCAUUUUGUCCCACCGGAGGGCAUCAGUCCGUUGUCGGACAAGAUUCAAGCCAUCCGAGAGUGGCUGGAGCCGAAGAACAUCACAAAUGUCUGUUUCCUUGGAUUAGCCGGCUACUAUCGACGCUUCAUCAAGGGAUACUCGAAGAUCGCGGCUCCUUUAUCCAAGCUUCAAUGCGAGGACCGGCCAUUCGACUUCGACGACAAUGCGCGAACUUCCUUUUUGGCUCUCAAAGCUGCAUUGCUAUCCGCGGAGGUGUUGCGCAUCUACGACCCGCUUCUACCGACACGUGUCACUAUUGAUGCGUCUGGCUAUGGCAUUGGUGUCGUCCUCGAGCAACAUGAUGGCGUGGACUGGCACCCGAUCGAGUACUUUAGCAAGAAAUUGCCCGCCGUGCACUCGAUCGACGAUGCACGGAAGAAGGAAUUAUUGGCCUUCGUACACGCGCUCAAGCACGGGCGGCAUUUUCUUCUCGGUCGACUGCGAUUCCGAUGGGUAACGGAUAACAAUCCAUUGGUCUUCUACAAGACCCAAGACACGGUCAAUAGCACCAUUGCGCGUUGGAUGGCCUUCAUCGACCAGUUUGACUUUUUCCUCGACCACAUUUCGGGCAAGUCAAACCGUUUUGCGGAUUCUCUUUCACGACAUCCGGACCAUUGUACCACAGUCUACUCAACUUUUGAGAUUCACGACGACUUGCGGGACAGCUUCAUCCGCGGCUACCAAGUCGACCCCGAGUUUUGCGACAAGUACACAAAUUGCUCCUCUCCCAAUCCGGCGCUAUCGCACUAUCGGAUCCAAGAGGGGUACUUGCUCAUCCACUCGCGAGGGAAGGAUCUUCUUUGUGUGCCACGAGAUUUACACUUGCGCACAUGGCUUCUUGGCGAGUUCCACGACGCUCCCACCACCGGACACUUUGGAGUCAAUCGUACGAUUGGCCAACUCCGCGAGCGCUUUUGGUGGCCCGGUCUUCUCGACGACGUCACACGCUAUUGCGAGUCAUGCGAGGUUUGCAGACGUUGCAAAUCCCGCAAUCAUCAUCCGUACGGUGAGUUGCGACCAUUACCAGUCCCCUUGCGCCGAAGGGAAGCGAUUGCCAUGGACAUUACCGGGCCGUUCCCCAAGCACAAGACUGGUGUGGAUGGGAUUCUCACGGUGGUCGACCGACUCACCAAGUUCGCCAUGUUUUUGCCUUGCCGCUAUCAUGCCAAGGCACUGGAGUUCGCUGAGGUUCUUUACGCUGGUUGGGAGGUUCUUUACGCCGGUUGGAUUCGAACCAAGGGUUACCCCAAGGAAAUCGUCUGCAACCGCGACACUCGGUUCAUGUCCGAUUUUUGGUUGGCGCUCAUCAAACGAUGGGGCUCAUCUCUCAAGCCAAGUUCGGCUCGCCACCCCCAAACCGAUGGCCAAACGGAGAGGGCGCCUCAGACCGCACAGGUUCUCCUUCGGACUCUCAUCCGUCCCGACCAAAAGGAUUGGGUUGAGCAGCUGCUUGAUGUCGAGUUGGCAUACAACUCGUCCAUCCACCCGGCUAUCGGGAUGUCGCCCUUCGAGUUCGAGCACGGCUCGUCGGUUACUUCUCCAUUGGACACAAUCAUUCCACGGGCAGCCGAGAGCGACGACCAUCUUCUCUUCAUUCAUCGGAUGCAAGAGCUCCUUGUCAAGGCACGAGACCAGAUGGCAAAGACGCAGCAACGCAUGAGCCAACAAGCCAAUCGCCAGCGUCUUCCCUGUCCAUUCAGUGUCGACGACCUUGUCUGGGUUUCUGCCGCGGAAUUCAGCCUCGAACAAGAUAUCUCUCGCAAGCUCCUCCCGAAAUGGAUGGGGCCUUGGCCAAUCGUGGCAUCCGCUGGGGAUGCACCCGAAGAACCUUCUUUCACCAUUCAGGUGCCCGCCCACUUGCCCGUCUACCCGGUCUUUCAUUGCUCCAAGUUGGCUCUUUACACGCCAAAGGAACAUGACAACUUCCCCGGGCGACGAUCCCAAGACCCACCCUCGAUGGACGGUUUUCAGGAGGUUGGCGACAUCAUCUCCCAGCGACGCUACGUCAACAAGCCAACCGAGUACUUGGCACACUUUGCGUACUGCACCCACAAAGCUGACCGUUGGUUGACCCGUGCGGAACUCCAAGCAAUAGCUCCAGAUGUUAUGGCGACAUCAUCUCCCAGCGACGCUAUGGCNACGCUAUGGCAACAGGCGAACCGAGUACUCGGUACACUUUGCCAAAAGAAGAAGGAAUUGCAGGAAAGACUGCAGCAAGAGCAGACCCUGCUUGCAGAAUUGGAGAGGCAGGAGGCAGCUGAGCAAGAGGCUGCAACAGAUGCUUCACGCAAUGAGUAUCUGUUGGAGCAGCUAGGCAAGGUUGUGUCAGAUGAGCGUUGUCCCCAGGGGACUAAGAACUUGGCGGAGUGGGCCAUUUUGGAACACAAAUCCACCAGUUCUUACUUCACUAACUGGGAUGACCGCAUAGCUCGUCUGGAGAGCAGAGUGGAUGAUCUGGCAGCUCAGCAGUCAAAGAUACUGAGUGCAAUUCAGAAUUUGACUGCUCAGCUGACAACAGCCAAGCUGAUUGUUCCCCUGUCUCCUGUCCCCUCAGUGAAACCUUUACCUUCUCCUUCCUCGUCGCCCUUUGGAUCACGCCACUCUUCCCCUUCACCACCUCACUCCCAAAAAGCUACAGCCCAGCCAUCCUAUGCGUCUGUUGCUGCAGGAGAUCAAAGGGGGCCCAAGAUCCCAGCUCCCAACAAGUUCAGAGGGGAUGACCCAAAGACCGAUGUUGGGGACUGGGCUGCUGGGACCAAAGCCUACUUGAGGGGCUUUGUCUGUGCAGAACAGACCAAGGUGGCAACGAUUUUGGGACUCCUGGAGGGACCCGCUCUGAAGUGGGCCACCUCAACUUCCAGCAGUCAACAGCAGUCUAUGGAGGACUGGGCUUUUGGGCUGGGGGUGGACAAACUUCUGCAGGCCCUAGAAGACCGCUUUGCAGACAAGGAGCGGGCCCGCAAAGCUGCUGACAAGAUUGCUCGCUUGGCGCAGCAGCGCUACAGCGGCACCAUGCAAUCCCUGUUUGCAGAGUUCGAGCAACUUACCUCUACCCCUGGGUUGGUCAUGUCAACUGAUGAUCUGCUAACCAACUUCUGCAGGGCAGCGCCUAAGAAGUUUGUUGUUGCAUUGUAUAGCGCAGGGCAUAAGGAUUGGAGAUACUUUGGCCGUGCAGCCCUGGACAUCGAGGCAAAACUUCAUGUCCAGGCCCCCUCCUCUGAUAGGAGGAAAGGAGUUUUCCCUCGUGGUGGUAGAAAGGGAAAAGCGGCCUUUGCACAUGCAGGGUCUGCAUCAGCUUCUGAUUCAGACUCCCAGGCUGAUACACCAUCAGUUGGGACUGGAUCAGCUGCUAAGACAGAUGUUGCAGCGGCCCUGACUCAGGCUGUUCUGGGAGUUACUCACAAUGGAGGAGCUGCGCAAAGUUGGUCAGACGGUGGACAAAGCAUACUUGCACUGGAAGAAACAAGUGAAGGGAGUCAGCUAAAGGAUCAAAGGGAGAGUAUGGAUUGUGAAAAUAUGGAUUGUGAAAAUUUGGAAGGAAGUACAGGCGGGGCAGCCUCACUUAGGAGAAAAGCAACAAGGGAGGGGUCGGAAUCAGAGGACCACGGAAGUAAAAGGGCCCAGUCAAGUCAAAGAACAGACAGGGAAGACAUGGGAGAAGCGCAAUCAAGACAGUCUCAGAAAGGUUCACAAGUACAGGGUAGAAGGGACGUGAGGGGAGAAGGAGCUGUGAGUGAAAAGGAAGAGUCCAUGGACACCACAGGAGGGGGAGGAAAGCAGGACAUCAGCCAGCAGGGCGACACCCAAGGUGACACAGAGUCAAUGGAGGAAGAUACGAGCGCACAAGCGUCACAAGGAGAACAAUCAAAGGGAGAGGAGGAAGGGGACGAUGGAUGCGAGGACGAGGAGGAGGAGCUGGAAUGGGAUUCUAUGGAAAAAUGGGAACAGACUCCACCAAGAGGAGGUGGAAGAGGAGAGCUCAGUCCGCCAAACGAGGGAGACAGCGAGGAAGAGCAGUCCCAGCCGGAAGAGGAGAAGGAGGAGGACGCAAAGGAAGAUCUGCGCAGACAGGCGGCCAUCUUAGAGGCUCAGGUGAACGUGCCCGAGGACCAGAACGGAGAAUUAAACGAGCAAAGCAUCAAUCUGCAGAAGAUUGUAGAGGAAAAGCUGAAAGAAAUCGAAGCCGCGGCCAAGUUGGAAGCCAUGAAUGCAGGGAAGCAUAGAAUUGUACUGUCAUGCAGAUGGAAUGAGAAACACAAAAACUGGGAAAUUGCAAACCACAGAUCCCUGGCACUGCUCACAGUAGAAGACAGACAAUGCACAAGAGGAGCCUUUGGAGAACUAAUCUCUGAAGGUCCGCUAAGGAGAGCGCUCGUGGUUGGGGAGGCAAAUGAUGAAAAGAAGAAUGGGAGGACCAGGGGAGAAUCAAACAGUACCGAGCUGUCACAGGUCGCCGGCGCGGAUGGGACAUGGCACGCGAUGCCUGUUGGCUUGCUGCUGCAUGCGGACUUGAGCCUUUUGCGUAUUUGCGCGGGCUUGAGCCAGCAAUUCCCUGUACUUCCGGACGGAAGCGGGAGAGCAAGCGGCAUCGAUGUCGGCUGGUCGUGGGAGGAGAAGGUCGGCGAAGAUACGGCCUUUCCGUCCACCGUGGUGCAACUCGAAUGGAGUCACGCCGAUCACCGGGUGCACCGAAGUGUUGUAGGCGAACUCGAUGUCGGGGAGGCGGUCAACCCAAUCUUUCUUGUCCGGACGGAUGAGCGUACGAAGCAUCAUUUGAGCGGUUUGAUGUGCCCGCUCCGUCUGCCCGUCUGUCUGUGGAUACCGAGCCAAACUUGGCUUCAUCUUCAUGCCGGACUCCUGCAUGAGAGCAGUCUAAAAUGCCGACAUGAAGCGAGUGUCGCUGACUAUGUCUUUCGGUACACCAUGGCCGCAAAUCCAGCCGGUGUGCAGGAGGCGUGCCAGCUUGGGAGCCGUGGAGUAGUACUUGCAAGGGAGAAAACGUGCAUACUUACUCAAUCGGUCCACGACCGUGAGGAUGUCGUCGUGUCCGAGGCGGUCGCGGGGGAAUGGUCCGGUGACAUCCAUGGCAAUGGAGAGGCCGGGUUCCUGCGGGAUCGGCAUUGGGCGCAGCUCGCCGUAGGGGUUGCGGUUGCGGGGUUUGCUUCGUCGGCAAACUUCGCAAGAGUCGCAAUACCUCGUGACAUCGGUGAUGAGGUCGGGCCAUCGGAAUCGUUGUUGAAGCCGUGCAAUAGUGCGGUUGACUCCGAAAUGGCCGGCGAGUCGCGAAUCAUGAUACUCGCCGAGGAGGCGAGUCCGAAGACGGCGGUCGCGUGGGACACAUAAUAAGUCCUUGCCCCGCGAGUGCAGGAGCAAGUACCCAUCGG
This is a messenger RNA of Chara braunii, 7767 nucleotides long. NCBI's taxonomy places the organism in Eukaryota, Viridiplantae, Streptophyta, Charophyceae, Charales, Characeae. The record is from the annotation of a GenBank genome assembly.